Messenger RNA from Prosopis cineraria, 1703 nucleotides. RefSeq names its product protein TRIGALACTOSYLDIACYLGLYCEROL 4, chloroplastic-like. Lineage: Eukaryota; Viridiplantae; Streptophyta; Magnoliopsida; Fabales; Fabaceae. The transcript is spliced from 5 exons. The record is from RefSeq and is a predicted model, not a curated record. Gene Ontology annotation, cellular component: chloroplast envelope. The coding region runs from base 98 to 1522 and encodes 474 amino acids. Gene Ontology annotation, biological process: ER to chloroplast lipid transport; acylglycerol transport. Gene Ontology annotation, molecular function: phosphatidic acid binding.
CACAAAACCCAGAGAAGCCCCCUUCACUCUCUGCUGCCUCCAUUUGAAAAUGCAGCGAAGUUGAUAAGGUCACACCGAACCAAAGAAGUACAGAAAAAUGGCGAAUCUAAGGACUGCAAUGGACUCCGCCUUCUGGGAUCUCAACGUUUCUUCUCCUCAAACCAUAGAGGGGUGUGCCAAGGCCGUUCCCGGCGACCCCUUUCCUAUGGACGCCACCGUUUCAAGCAAAGCUCUUCGUAUUCAGCAGUUCUCAUUCUUCAGAAAUGGCUUUCCUUUGGGGAUAGUUCCUUCCCUCUCUCCCACUUCUCCUUCCCUCUCUCCCACUUCUCCAAAGAGCUUUGGUUCCUUUUCUCUUCAGUCUCUCGCACUUAAAAUCUCCAAUCAUCCCUGGUGGUUUGGGCUGAUUGGACAGUUCCGUCCUGGGAAACUGUUUGCGGAUAUCAAAAAUGAAAUCUCCAAUGCUGAUGAGUUCGAGCUCUCCACACUCAAGGAUGCUGCAAAGCAUUUUAUUGACAAGUCACUCUUUUCAUUAGGAUUAUUCUCACAGAUUUCUAUUUCUGACUCAACAUCUAUUCUACUCUCCAUGGAGGGGCAUGGUGAGAAAAAAAGACGUCGCAAGAAAAUGAUGAUCUUCCACCAGCUUCCUGAUCAUGAUAUCACAUUGGAGGCUGCUUGGCCUCAACUGUUCAUUGACCACAAAGGAAAAUACUGGGAUGUGCCUGUGUCCUUAUCUCUUGAUCUGUCAUCCCUAAAGUCUGAUUCUGGACUCCGGUACCGUGUUGGGAUACAUAAAAAUGGUGGUGAUCCUGAGGCAGUAAAUGCCAUAGAUGGCAACUCCCCACUUUCAUUGCUGCCGGGGUUGUGUGCUAAGGCUGCCUUGUCUUAUGAGAAGAUCAAGUACCUCUGGAGAGACAAUGAGGCUGCAGAAAGUCUCAAGCAAGCAACAGAUAAGGAAGCUACUUCUUAUCCAUAUGACGUGCGUCUUAUGGAACCCCAAUCAGCAUUAUCUGGAAUUAUUGGUGGUGCCUGCACUGCCUGGAUUUGGGAUGGGAGUAGCUGUUCAAGCGUUGAUUCAAGAGAAGAUCUGGACAGUUCUAGACCAAGCAAGAGAUCUCCAUUGAAUGCUGAUUUAUUUGGUUCAGUUUGCUAUACUUUCCAGCACGGAAAAUUUAUAAAUGAUUAUGGGGACUUGACAAGGUUAGAUGCUCGCCUUGAUAUUUGUUCAGCUCCAGGCUUUGUCAAGAAGGUUCUGAAUGGUUUCAGAAGUUCUGCUGAUGUUAAUGAACUUCCAUCAGCCUCACCUCGGCUAAAUUUAACCUUUCAACAGCAGGUUGCGGGGCCGAUCGUCUUCCGGACGGAUUCCAGAAUAUCCCUUGAAUCUUUCUCUAAGAUGUUCCAAAUAGAGGAUUAUGUUUGCAGCUUGAGCUACUCCUUCAGGCUGUUGCAGUCUGGUAAGGUGGUUGCUUGGUACUCUCCAAAAAGGAAAGAAGGAAUGUUUGAGUUGCGUCUAUUUGAGUUUUAACGCACUUGUUGUAGUCCUGACUGCCGGCUCUUUUCAGGUAAGAAUUUUGCAGGCUUCAGUUGAAAGUAGCCCAUUUGUUUAUUAUUUAGCUUAUGCACAGUUGUAGUGUGCUUGGUUAAGCUGAAACUCAACAUCAUUGAUUGGUCAAGCCAUAAGCGCUAAUCAUCAUUAACUUCUCAAA